AUGGCGUGUGAUACAUGUUUUCACGUGUAUGUAGGUUCUGAAAUAGGCCUUAUAAAAGGGGUUGAUGUUAGUAAAAAAAUCUUCUACAAUUUGAAUGAAAUUCAACGUGACCAAAGAAAACAAGAAAUAAAUUGUAUGUGUUGGAGAAAUGAAGAAGAAUCAGAGAUAUAUCUAGGAUUAAGUAAUCAAACAGUUAAAUUAUUUGAUACAAUGGAUUAUGACUAUUCAAUUAAACUAAAGUUAGAUUCUGGAUCAGGAAAGAUUGUGGGAAUAGCAAAAUAUGAUGAUAAUCUUUUGACAUGUGUGGAAUCUGGGAUUAUUAAUGUUUGGAAUGAAAAAAAUAAUGAAAAGAUGAUUGAAAUUAAUGCAGGUCCAAAUUUAUGUCGAAUGGCAACAAAUCCUUUUAAAUCGGGAAUUAUUGCAUCAGGUGGACAAGAAAAUGAUCUGAAAAUAUGGGAUUUACAGAAAUCUAAAAAACCAAUAUUUCAUGCAAAAAAUGUCAGAGAUAACUUUCUAGAUCUUCGAGUACCUGUAUGGGUAUUAAAUAUGAAAUUUUUCCCAGAUAGUGAAAAGAUAGUAACUACUACAGGUCAUCAUCAAAUCAGAGUUUAUGAUCCUAGCAGUAAACAAAGAAGGCCUGUUAUAGAUAUGGAAUUUGAUUCUUAUCCAAUAGGUGCUUUAUCUCUCACCAACCAAGAACAUCAAAUUCUUGUUGGAAAUACUCAAGGAAGAAUGGCAUUAAUUGAUCUUAGAAAAAAGGCAAUGGUACAUGUAUACAAAGGAUUUGCAGGGAGUAUCAGAGACAUACAGUUUGAUCCUGUUCAUUCCCAAGUUUAUUCUUGUGGGUUAGAUAGAUUCCUUCGAAUACAUGAUCUUGAUACACAUGAAUUAAAAACUAAGAUGUAUUUAAAAUCUGGUUUGAAUGCCUUAUUGUGCCAUUCAGAAGCUUAUAAUGCUUUACGAUCAAAAGACAAGUCGUCCACGCAGAACACAGAAUAUGUAGAAGAUACGCAAGAUUCUGACAAUGAAAUAUGGGACAACAUGGAAGUUGUCUCUAAUAAAAAACAAAAAAUAUCUUCAAAUAAAAACUCAAAGCUUAAAAGAAAAUCCAAGCAUAAUGCUUCUGCAGAAUUCAAUUCCAAAGUAAAAAAAAAGAAAAAGACAAAGGAUGUGAAAAGUUCUUUUGAAAAAUCCUGUAAAAAUUAAUGUAUUUUAUUAAAUUUUUUACUAAACAUGUUGUAUUUCUUUAAAAUUUAAAUUAUAAUUAUGAAUUAUAUUUCUAUAUUUAUGAUAUGUAUAUACUGUAUAUAUAUAAGUACAGUUAUUGGAUUCGAUUCGUU
This is a messenger RNA of Centruroides sculpturatus (bark scorpion), 1340 nucleotides long. RefSeq names its product WD repeat-containing protein 74-like. The record is from RefSeq and is a predicted model, not a curated record. The coding region runs from base 1 to 1206 and encodes 401 amino acids. Gene Ontology annotation, biological process: ribosomal large subunit biogenesis. Gene Ontology annotation, cellular component: nucleolus; preribosome, large subunit precursor. Gene Ontology annotation, molecular function: protein binding. The transcript is spliced from 10 exons. Lineage: Eukaryota; Metazoa; Arthropoda; Arachnida; Scorpiones; Buthidae.